Messenger RNA from Closterium sp. Naga37s-1, 942 nucleotides. The record is from the annotation of a GenBank genome assembly. Lineage: Eukaryota; Viridiplantae; Streptophyta; Zygnematophyceae; Desmidiales; Closteriaceae.
AUGACGCGCGCCGGUCUUAUUCCUCUCCUCGUCCUGCUCCUCGUCGCGCCUGUUCUUGGUCACGGGGGAGGUGGCCCCGGUGGUUUUGGCGGCGGCCGCGGAGGUGGCGUAAGGGGCGCGCACGGCCCGUUGAUCGACGCGUCCGUCACCGGCAAUCUCACAGGUGCUGCGAACGCACCAUCUGGCAAGCAUCUGCCGCGUGGGCGCGUGGGUCUCCAACUGCACGGCGGACAUCGGCGCGACUCGCGGAAAUUCCUGCUCGCCGUCUUUAAGGACGAGUUGUCGGGCUCCGCCGUCUACAACCUCUAUUUCGACGCGGAUCUCGACGAGUACAGCGGCACCGCGCCCGACACGAUCAGCAUCGUGCAAGGCGCCGCGUGCGACUCGACCGCCACCACCGCCCUCACUCUGCCGUCCACAGGCUGGGCCACCGAGACGCGCGGCGGGCGCGGCGGGUCGCACACGGAGCUGCGCGUGACGGGCACCGUGGAAGGCGCGGACGCGACGGUCGUUGAGGCGAUUCUCGCGGGCGUGCCGAACGCGACGGUGACGCAGAACGUGUUCACCAAGGUGAUCAACGGCGCGAAGCAGGGCUUCCAGAACGCCUUCGGCGGACGCCGCCGCGGGCGCGAGCUCGCGGUGAACAACGCGGGGAAGCUGACGCAGCAGUUCCUGAAGCGCCAGCGCCAGCGCCUCGCGUGGAUGGGCGCAAAGACCAAGGCGCUGUUCGCGACGUUCAUCGGGACCACCGACACCACGACUGAUUCGCCCUACGCUGUCAUUUUUACCGACAGCACGACCGGCAACUCCUGGAGCGCCGCGCUCACUGGGAACUUCGGCAAGUGUGGCGGUCACGGCGGGCGUGGUGGUAACGGGCCUGACGGUGACGGCGAUGGCCCUGGUGGCGCUGGUGGCGCUGGUGGCCGUGGUGGUGGCUAUUAG